Triticum aestivum (bread wheat) is the source of this 1857-nucleotide messenger RNA. RefSeq lists its product as uncharacterized. The transcript is spliced from 7 exons. Lineage: Eukaryota; Viridiplantae; Streptophyta; Magnoliopsida; Poales; Poaceae. The coding region runs from base 87 to 1436 and encodes 449 amino acids. The record is from RefSeq and is a predicted model, not a curated record.
AGCCGUGUUGGUAGUUGGAAGCGGAAGGGAAGGAGAUGAGUUGGACGAAGACCCACCAUUGAACGGCCUCAUCUUUCUAGGCUGGCAUGGCGUUGAUGACAAUUCAGGUGGUGAACGCGAUGGAAAUGAGAACCGUUCCCUUGAGCAACGGAGGGCACGUGCACGUGCCUUUGAUAUUGCUGCAACCUGUCGUCCUGGUCUUUCCUUUCAUCGUGAAAACGGAGAUACGGAUGACGGUGAACCUCGUAGAAGCGGAUUGCGCACUGUGGGUGAUGGUUCGGCAUCCACAUUACAGCAAAGCUGUCCUCAUGUACCUUCACAGCUGUAGCGGUGCCAACGAGGGUGGAAGAAGGACUACAGGUGGACAUAGGAGUAAUGCGUGCCAGCUGACCUCCUCGGAUGCUAUUGCAGCGCCUCCUACAACUCCCAGAGACGUUGCCCAUACAGAGCAGCCAGAACCAGAUCGAGCACAUGUGUUGGAUGUCCAAACAAACUGCCAUCCUGGUCCUUCUUUCCGUCGGGAUGAUGGAGAUGGCGGUGACGGCCAGGGGAGAGCAAAAGGUUUCGAAACACGAAGUGAUGUUCGGCUGACGCAGUUCCAACAAGUUGUCCUGGAAUAUCUGCGGAAGUGCGGCAUCAAACACACGGUUAGUAACAGGGGGAAGACACUGAAUCCAUCGCAUAUCAAUGGACACAAAACUGGGCAUAUCACUGACAGGAAGGAUUGGGGUGAUAAAUACCCCCCCUCAAUUGGGUUGAACCACUCAGAGCCCAGCGAUGAAUGCAUUUUCAAAUUCAACUCUAAUUUGCUUGCAUGCGAGGGACCGAUACUGAAUAGGAAAUGGGUUAAGCAUUACGAUCCAAUACUGGCAGUUGCAUCUGGGCAAGAUAUGAAAGAUGAAUUGACGCCAGGUGGUGAGGUAACAAUGAACAUGUGGAGGUGUGUUCAACGCAUGCUACGCGAGAAAGAUAAUGGCAUAUACCGCGGGUGGCUGGAUAGAUUCAGAGGGCUGUUCGACCCCAAAUUUGUUGAUGAGGUCUGCAGGGAUGAUGGAGAAACUGACUGGGAUUACAUCGAGGAUAUGAUGAAUUCAGAAAAGGCUGGGUACAGGAUUGACUGGCUGAAAAAGUUCUGGUUCCCAGUCGAUUUUAUGGACUGCUGGUCGAUGUACCUGCUGGAUAAGGAUGAAAAAACGGUGAUGGUCCUGGACCCAACGGCGACAGAUGAAAUGGAUGAGAUGAAAAUCAAACAUGAAGGCCGUGCAAAAAAGUUCCAGCGCAAGUUCUGUUGUCUGUUCAACAAUUUCUUCGGCAACGGCUUGAUUGAAACUGAAGGAUGGACAUUGAAGUAUCCACUAGUGGCACAGCAUGCGCCUUGCAGCAGGCCUGUUCGCGCCCUACCUGAUGAGUGUAUUAAAAACGUUGAAAAUUACUAGUUAUGGAGUACUGACAAGAAAUUUUAAAAUGACAGGGAGGAAAGUGGGAUCUACAUCGCACACUACUACACUGAAUUCACCGGCCUGUACCUCCGUUCAUCACUGAACCAGGGGCAGAUAGACCGUCUACGGGCGAAGCUAGCUUACGAGAUUGUGACAAUGAAAGGGAACAAGGGGGACAUCCCAGAGUUCGUGUACGACGUGAUCAUAGAUUGAGGAGCGGCAAAGCGUUUGUGUGACUAUGGAAGAGCGAACGCAGUCUGAGAAGACCUUUUGGAUGUGAACGUGGUAGAACUAAUUUUGCAACGAGUGCGCCACCGUAUCAUUUUGGUUCGAAUAUAAUCUAAUGGACUGGAAAAACCUAGCAUGAUUUGAGCGAUCUAUAGGUGUAGUUUGCAACGAAAGGUAUGUAAAACCUAAG